AACUUUAAAAUUAUUUUACUUUCCACUCACUCUCUUUCCUUCUUUAACCGCAAACAUUUUCUCUCACUGAUUGAACUCUUUCAAAUCACGCGCCGCCCUCUCAUCUCCAACACUGCACCCGCCGGCGCCGCCCAUUCACCUGCGCGCCUUCGCCAACAACCAGCUCUCGCCGCCUUCUUUCUCUCAACUUCCCAAACUCGUCUGUGACCACCACCAUCCUCCUUCUUCGUCUAUUGGUUUAACAACAUUGCUCCAGUGAAAUGAUAAAAAUGAACUGGAACUUUUAAAGUGAAAAGAGGAUGUCUGGCAGCAGAGGAAGGUGGUUACGCUUAUUUGUGCAAUUCAAGCUUUUUCCUACAACAUCAAUAUGCAACAAAUCUGCCCAGAGAAGUUCCUUUUGCACUUCGUCAAAAAACAAUAACAACAACAGCAAGGGCAUCGUCGUCGAUGAACGCUAUCAGCAGCUCGAAAAUCUCGACAUGAUUACUGCCGCCAAGAUCCUUUUCACUGAUCCCCCAAAGAAGAAAAAGUUUGGGUUUGAUUUUCAUCUUGUGCAAUUUUUUUUUGCCUGCAUGCCUUCCUUGGCUGUAUAUUUGGUGGCGCAGUAUGCUCGUUAUGAAAUAAGAAGAAUGGAAGGGGAAGUGGAGGAGAAAAAGAAAAAGAAGGAAGAAGAAGAAGCAAAGGAAAGAGAAAAAGAACUGGAACUAAAUCCCCCCCAGGAAAAUGAAGCAAAAUCUGAUGCUCAGCUGUCAGAGGUGAAAGAAAGACUGGACAAACUUGAAGAGACCGUAAAGGAGAUUGCUGCAAAGAAGCAAUCAAGCAGUAACAUACACACAAAUCAGGUAACUGGUGAAGCGAAAUUACCCCAAAAUGUAUCUGCACCGAGUAACACGAGUGGAGGCAAGGAUAAUUCUCUGAAGUCAAAGCCAGAAUUAGAUGAAGAAAGUAAGGGUUCAGUGGUAACUCCACAUUCUUCUCUUCAGGAUACAACAGGCCAGGAUCAAAGUGAAAAAUCUUCUUAAAGGUGCUUGGAUCUGAAGAACAUUUUUUAAGUCAAAAGUACAUAAUUUAUCAAAAGCUGUAGUGAGGGAUCUUAUUGACAUUUUGUUGAUUUUUGUUGGUGGAAACUUGAAAGCAAUUUCUAGUCAUGUUUUAUGAUAUUUCCCAAGCCAUGGUCAUGGUGUCUAGGGAAACUUGGAAAUUGGAUGCGUCAUGGAUGGCAUCCCCCCAUGAAAUGGUUGGCUGAAUUUUGACUGAAAAUCAUGGUAGCCUCCAUCAGAGGCUGUUCACUUUACUUCUUUCCCAUGGAUGGUAUAAUGUAAAUCCAAGAUUGAAGAGAUAAAAGAAGUGAGAUAUUGAAUGUGGAUUUUUAUUC
Molecule: messenger RNA, 1375 nt
Organism: Trifolium pratense (red clover)
Lineage: Eukaryota; Viridiplantae; Streptophyta; Magnoliopsida; Fabales; Fabaceae
Exons: 5
Coding region: 300-1022 (240 amino acids)
Source: RefSeq, a predicted model, not a curated record